ACGGCAGCAUUAGGCUGAACCAUAAGAGUUUCUAAACCUUGCAGUAUACGUGCACAAAGUUCACAAGUGGUGAGUGUCGUGAUGGAGCCACAACAGGUCAAAGAGGGAUACUUGGUGAAAAGGGGCACGGUGCUGUGCUCCUGGAAGGCUGUGUGGGUGGUACUGUCUGACGAUGCGGUAGAAUUCUACAAGAGGAAGACAGACAGCUCGCCCAAGGCUAUGAUCCCCCUGAAGGGAUCUACACUCACCAGCCCCUGCCAGGACUUUGGGAAGAGAACUAUGGUGUUCAAGAUCAGCACAGAGAAGAAGCAGGACCACUUCUUCCAGGCUUCCCACAGCGGGGAGCGCGAGGCCUGGGUGAAGGACAUCAGGAGGGCCAUCAGCUGCCUGCAGGCUGGGAAGAGGUUCGCCCGCAAGUCCACCCGACGCUCCAUCCGUCUUCCCGAAACGGUCAACUUGAAUGAGCUGUACAUGUUAAUAAGGGACCAGGACAACGGAGUGAAGGAGUUGAAGCUGGAGAUUGAGAACAAAACCUACAACCACUGCUUCACCGGUGUGACGGUGGUGGAUUGGUUGAUCUCAAAGGAGAAAGCGAGGAACCGAGCCGAGAGCGUGAUGCUGGCGACGGGGCUGAUGAACGAGGGAUACCUCCAGCCCGCCGGAGACCUGUCCAAGACCGGGGAGUCCGGAGGCACCGAGUCUGUCUUCCUGGACGAAUCUGAUGCCCUUUACUUCUUUGCAGACAGCGGCUUCUUCUGUGAAGGAUACUCCAGUGAUGAAGAUGAUAUUGUGAAGGAGGAAUUCAGAGGAAACAUAAUAAAACAGGGAUGCCUGCUCAAACAGGGACAUCGACGGAAAAACUGGAAGGUGAGAAAGUUCACGCUGAGAGAUGACCCUGCCUACAUCCACUACCACGACCCUGCCAAGGGGGACGAGGAGCCCCUCGGGGCAAUUCACCUCCGCGGCAGUGUUGUGACGGCGGUGGAGUUUGUGCCUGACGCCAAGCGCUACGACGUGGAAGGAAACCUCUUCGAGAUCAUCACCUCGGACGAGACGCACUACUUUCUGCAGGCUGCGACGGCGGAUGAGAAGAAAGAGUGGAUCCAAGCCAUCCAGGCUGUGUCAAAGAGUGGAAAAUAACACUCACAAAAUGAACACGAUGUGACUUAUGAUGAAAAGAAUGGGUGUGAAAAAACAUUUAUUAAAUUAAAGUUUAUUUAAUUUAAUUUAAAUGAGCGAUUAGUAUCAUCUCACCUGGCUGUUGUAGUUUAUGUGAUAGGCCUAUUACUCAAAAAAAUAAAGAUGUUUGAAAAUCACUAGGAAACAGUUAGGCCUAGGCCUACAUAACAAAAUUAAGUGUGAAAAAUCACACUUCAACACCACAACCCACCCGUUUUCCAAAGCGACCUACAGUACUUAAUGGUGCCAAGUCCAAUGAUGGCUUAUUUUCUUCAUAAAAAUUAAAUAAACUUCCUGCCGCUCAUGGACCCCUGGGCAUAGGUUAUAACAAUACAAAACAGAUGUGAAAAUGAUUCGGUUUCCCUAUUUGUCAAUACCUCAAAUGUAACUCACCGUUUGAACACUAGGGGGUGGUAUAAAACAAUGUAUGCAGGUACAGUAGGCCUACCUUCCGCCUCUAUGGUUGCGUGUGACACGUAACAUCUGGUACUUUUUAACCCUGGACUAUAAAGUACACAUAUUUCCCUCUGGACGGCUGAAGCACAAAAGGAUCUAGGUCCCUGACCCCACCUCAACUGGAAUCUACACAACAGUGACAAUGGGUGCUAUGUGUCAGGCUUCAGGAUUUAGGAGAUUGUAUUAACCUAAGGGGUUUAUAUAUAUUCAAGAAAUAAAUCAAGUGUGUGUGUGUGUG
Molecule: messenger RNA, 1873 nt
Organism: Gadus chalcogrammus (walleye pollock)
Lineage: Eukaryota; Metazoa; Chordata; Actinopteri; Gadiformes; Gadidae
Gene: plek
Product: pleckstrin
Exons: 9
Coding region: 82-1140 (352 amino acids)
Biological process (GO): intracellular signal transduction; actin cytoskeleton organization
Cellular component (GO): plasma membrane
Source: RefSeq, a predicted model, not a curated record